CAUGUGACGGGACGUCGUCAAAGUUUACAAAAUGAAACCAGCUCGCGCUUUUUAAAUACAUAUCGUCACAGCUCGUGAGCCGCAGUCUACGAUGCUUAUCCUGGGAACUUUAGCAACGUCAGUCCGGUAAAAACUUUAGCACGGUAACAUUAACAGCGUUAGCCCGGUAACGUUAACUGUUUGUAGCCUGGCGUCCGGUAACGUCAGUGUGAUACCUCUCCUCCGGUUCGGUACCAUGGAGCAGGCGGACAGCGUUAACGCAGACGCGGCGCAGCGCUCUGACAGUAACGGCAGCUGCUCAAAAUGGCGGAACUGGACUGGAUUCUGGCUCCUCGGGUUGUGCAACAACUUUGCCUAUGUGGUAAUGCUGAGCGCCGCACACGACAUCCUCAAAAAGCAAGAGUCAGCGAACGCCACCUCACCUACUCCAUCCCCGCUGACUGUGGAUGUCCAGGCUGGGAACAGCAGCAGCAGCCCCUACGACUGUAACCCUGUUUCUGCUCAGGCUGUGCUGUUAGCGGACAUCCUCCCAACGCUCAUCAUCAAGCUGGUGGCUCCCUGUGUCAUCCACAAACUGCCUUAUGGUUUCCGGGUGUUGUUCUGCGCCCUGAUGGCAGCCACAAGUUUCCUCCUGGUGUCCUUCUCCUCAGCGAUUUGGAUGAGCAUUCUGGGUAAAUUCUGUUCUUAUUAUUUUGAGUCACAGCUCUUAUCGUUGUGUAGUGGAACAUCUGAUAACGGAGUAUCAGAAAGAGUCAGCUUGGUUUCAGCUAAUCUUAUCUGAACGGGUGCUGCUGCGACGAUUCCACUGAAAUGUGAUACUUUAAUAGUUUUAUCAUGAAAUAUGGAUCAGCAUGCCUGAUAAUAACUAAGUGUGUGUAUGUGCAUACACAUUUCCUUCUAAUAUCUGUUGCAAAGAAGUUUAAGAGAAGGAGGCAAAUUAAUCUAAAUGAGUGUUGAGUUACAACACUCAUUUAGAACAUGAUGUGGAGGAAAUAUUUGAUUGAACUGCCUUAUUUCUUAUAUUGUUAUUAUAUAGUUCAAAAUAAAAAUAUUUGCUCUAGAGGAUUCAUUUGCAGAAAAUGAAAACUGCUCAAAAGAACAAUAAUCAGGCUGCCAGAUGGCUGAACCCAUCAGGCAAUGUCAUCCCCUCUAUCUCCCCAUUUCACCUCUGUAU
Notothenia coriiceps (black rockcod) is the source of this 1174-nucleotide messenger RNA. RefSeq names its product battenin-like. The transcript is spliced from 6 exons. Gene Ontology annotation, cellular component: lysosome; membrane. The coding region runs from base 236 to 781 and encodes 181 amino acids. Gene Ontology annotation, biological process: regulation of intracellular pH; lysosome organization. The record is from RefSeq and is a predicted model, not a curated record. Lineage: Eukaryota; Metazoa; Chordata; Actinopteri; Perciformes; Nototheniidae.